Pogoniulus pusillus (Red-fronted tinkerbird) is the source of this 3394-nucleotide messenger RNA. It is a transcript of the gene SERTM2, whose product is annotated as serine rich and transmembrane domain containing 2. The transcript has 2 exons. NCBI's taxonomy places the organism in Eukaryota, Metazoa, Chordata, Aves, Piciformes, Lybiidae. Gene Ontology annotation, cellular component: intracellular membrane-bounded organelle. The record is from RefSeq and is a predicted model, not a curated record. Bases 953 to 1231 code for a protein of 92 amino acids.
UUUCCAUUCAAGCACUGAAGCUCAUGAAGAGAAGGUUCCUUGCCAUUCCUGCCAGCAAACCAUGUGAACUCAGGAGCAGAGAAGAAAGUGUACUUGGCAUGUCUGUUGCUGAAAAACACUGUCCUGAAUCCAGCAGUAAAACAGCAAAUCUUUCCUGCACAAAUUCUACUACCUGGGAGGAGAUGUUCCUAGAUAAAUUACCAGCGAGCCCAUGGUAUGAAACAGCUGCUCCAAUACCCAGCCCCAACACUCCUGCGUGCUGUGAAAGAAAGUGGUCUUUUGACUGUUCCUAAGGAGAAACUUGAAAAUCCAUAUUCUUUAAGCAAGCAACACUAGCCCUGGAUAAGGAGAGAAGAGAUCUACCAGCAGUCUGGCAAAACAGAAAAGAACCUUCUCCAGCUCAUACAAGGAUAAACCACCUGCUGUGGGAGAAGCUGGCAGAAAGCUGACUCACUCUGUUUGGAAAACACCACUUGCAAAGACCAAAACUGUGUGAACCUUUGCAGCUGAGUUUGAGAGAAGUUUGUAGCAGUUUUCAUCUGCUACAGCAACUGACCUACCAAAAGAAGAACCAAAGCAUUUUCUGGACAAAAGAAAGGGUGACUGCCAAUGUAAAACACAAGUCUAAUGCUUGUGUCAUUGUAGCAGCAACUAGCAAAACUAUUUGCAAAGGCCUUUCUGACGCAAUCUGCUUAAAUGUGUGAAGCAGCAUUUUAGUUCCAGAUUCAGUAGUGUUAAAUAAUGGUUGGACUCAAUGAUCUUAAAGGUCUUUUCCAACCAUAGUGUUUCUAUGGUUCUGUGAUUCUUGAGACCAAGAGGAUGGAUCAUAUCUUGCUGAGGCCAUUGUGCCAUCUUGCCUAAGUUUCCUCUCUUGACCUCUUUUGUGACUACUGAGGCAAGAUAGGAAAUCUGAAGGUAAAUAGAGAAAAUGGACCAAAGCUGACAGAGAGCAAUGACUGAGAUUUAUUUUAAAUUUGGUGGAAACCUGACUGGCCGUGUCCACUUUCCAACUCUGGCAACAGAAGUAGAUGUGACAGUAGAUAAAUACUCUGGCCUCUACGUGUAUGUGGGACUGUUCCUAACACUUCUGGCUAUCCUUCUCAUAUUGCUUUUCUCCAUGCUCUUGCGCUUGAAGCAUGUUAUUUCCCCAGUCACCACCUCUCCAGAAAGCACUGAGAAUGUCCAACAGUUCACAGAUGUGGAAAUGCACAGCAGGAUUCCUACCACUUAGAGAUCCCAAAGCAAAGAGGACAUUGUGCUUGUGAAACAUGCUUUGGUUAGCAAAAUGGUGGUGGAAAGAAUCUCUGCCCGCCUAGUGGCUGCUACAUUUUACUGCACAACAAUCAACAGCAGCACAAAGCAUCUGGAAAGUGUCACACAACUCAGACUGACUGGAUGGGACUUGCUGGCUUUUGACACUAUAGGCAACAUGUGUGCAACACACUCAGCAAAAUUUACUUUACAGAAACCUACUGCUGUCAGGAAAGACUCAUAGUCCUCUAAAAGCCCUUGCAGUAAAUGGUAAAAGCCACAAUAAUGAGAGCCAAAAUCCCAGAGAGACACAUAGCAGAAUGUGCCCUGGAAACUUCUAUUUGAUGACCUAUCUCACUGCCCUUAAGUUCCUUGCUUGUGAAGAGAGUUGAAUCAACAAAAUUAAGUGGCAUAUGUGGGAAGAGCCUGUGAGGCACAUACAGAAACUACCAGUGGUGUGGAAAUUCUCAGGCAUUUCUGCCAUUCAAGAAGGAAAACCUUGAACUGCUUUUUUUCCACUUGAAUGACAGAUGUACACAAUGGAGUUUCAGAAGUAUCAAACAUUUUAACACCUGCUGGAAGUACUGGUUUCUGACACUAAAAAUUAUACAGGGGAUAGUUGCAUUCCACAUAUCAGAAUGAGACAGAACUUUGAGAAAAGGAAAGAAAAACAGAUAAAAUUUAACAAUGGAUUAAAAUAAAAAGAAAGCAGCAGGAGGAAAUGAGCAGCAGGAGAGAAAAAAUAUUAAAACUCUAUAUCUCUUUCUUUGUUGUUCACUACAAUAACUGAGCUGAAUACAAACGUGUUCAUGCCUUGCACCCUUCCCAGUAUCACUCAGUAAUUAAAAUGUAGUGUAAAGUUUGUGAGACACUGUUCUCCUACCAGAUUUGAAUUCAUAAUAACAUUUAAUUUCAUUGCCAUGUUGGCUUUUCUUUCUUUAAAAACAGACCAGUUCUUCCAAAGCUUUGGGCCUCAAGUUGCAUUGUUUAAAUUGGAUAUUGGAAGAAACUUCUUCACUGAAAGAGUUGUCAGGCUGCUUUUAAACAUCCCUGGAGAUGUUUAAAAGAUGCAGAGAUGUGACGCUGAAGGACACAGUUUAAGUUCCAGACUUAGUAGAGUUAGAUAAUGGUUGGAUUUGAUAAUUUAAAAGGUCUUUUCCAACCAAAACAAUUCUAUGACCCAGUCCUCCAGUCCUCUUAGCUAUGAUGUACAGAGUCAGACUUUGCUUCUGUGGAUGGGAAAGAUAGAAUAUAGAUCACUGCUGGGAGAGCCACUGCCUCUCACAGGAACAUCUUGAGAGAGAUUGUUUCAGCUUCAUCUCUGAAGGGCAUGAAUUUUAUCCAGUUUUUCUUCAUUAUUAUGCUUUAGUUCUUGAUAAGUGAUAAAAUUCCCUGGUGCUUUCCAUACUUAUACAUAUUUAUUUGCCAGUUAUCCUUUCUCCAAGGGCUAAGAAAGUGUGAACACCCCCUACAAAACCAGUGCUAAGAUUAGACAAGAUGCUAACUUCAUGGACUUGUCAUACUAACAAGAAACUGUUCCUCAGAGGCUUUGAGUUCAACACCUUCUCUAUUUACUGCUAAUGGUCUGUGUAUGGGUGAGCAGUUUGGACUAGAAAUACAUCAUCUACAGCUGAUGCUAGCUGUGAGUGGAGCAGGAGGAUAAGUAACAUCCACACUGGCUACAGCUGGUACGAAAGCAAGGGUAGUUUUUCUCACUGAUAAUUUAGUAUGAAUCUACUGAAAAAUUAUUUCCUUAUAUUGAAAAGCACCUUUGAUACCCCAUGAGUCCCCACAUAAGCGGGUUUAAUCUGUGAAAUAGCACAGUGACUAUGUAAGGGAACACAGCAAAUAAUACAUACUCAGAAGUGUCUCCUCAUGCAAACUUGGCUGUGUUUACAUCAAAAAGAAGGAAGGAGGCAGGCUGCCCUCAAACUUUCUGUCACGGGGACAACACAGAUACCACCAGGCAGAAUGGUGACUUCAUAACGCAUCUAAAGAUUGGCUCCUCAAGGAGAGCCACUCAGUACUGGACAAUUUCUGGCCCAAAUUCUGUGUGAAGAUUUGGAUGUUAAUUCAGCUAAGACAGAGGGCUACUGAGCUAGUCAAUGACAUUUCAACUGAAUAAAAAAUCUCUGCAGAUUGA